Messenger RNA from Wallemia ichthyophaga EXF-994, 540 nucleotides. RefSeq lists its product as uncharacterized. The coding region runs from base 1 to 540 and encodes 179 amino acids. The record is from RefSeq and is a predicted model, not a curated record. NCBI's taxonomy places the organism in Eukaryota, Fungi, Basidiomycota, Wallemiomycetes, Wallemiales, Wallemiaceae. The transcript has 5 exons.
AUGAACAGAUUCACGAGAGGGAUAACAACAACGGUAGCCAGACUCAAGACGGUCAAAGACUCGAAGAUGUCUGGUGUCUUCUAUCACCAGCAGCAACCAGAACGCUGGGCUGUUAGUUUGCUUGAUAAGCUCCCAGAGAACGCGCCAAAAAAGCUAGUGUGUGGAUACGUCAAUACUGCUAGCCCAGUCUCAACGGAACUCUACAAAUCACUCGAGCAAAACGAUGAAUUCAUCGAUUUGCUACAAUCUGUUGUGCAGAAUAACUUUACAAAAGAUCAGCACGUUAUUCAAGACGCUUUUUUUAGAGGUGAAGGUUGGAUACCUGUGAUGGAUGAACGCGCUCCUCAGACUUUAGGUAGAGCCGGUGACCCUGAUGACUAUCUUGGCAUGGUUUUGGUGGAAGGUGGCGGUAAGAUCAAUGCGUCUACUUACGAGCGCACGCCUACUUACAGAUUAGCAACACGCGACAAUGGCUUCAUGAAGUUAUCGCCCGCUCUCGACAAAGCCCUGAGAGAAGCGCUUAAAGUUGAAACAAAGUAG